GCGUCUACGAGUCGGCCAAGCUGAUGAACGUCGAUCCCGACAACGUGGCUUUCUGCGUGCUGGCCGCGGACGAGGAGGACGAGGGGGACAUUGCCCUGCAGAUCCACUUCACCCUCAUCCAGGCCUUCUGCUGCGAGAAUGACAUCGACAUCGUGCGGGUGAACGACGUGGCCAAGCUGGCUGCCAUCGCCAGGGAGGAGUCCGGGGAACCGCGGGACCUCCACUGCAUCCUCAUCACGAACCCGAAUGAAGAUAGCUGGAAGGACCCAGCUCUAGAAAAGCUGAACUCGUUUUGUGAAGAGAGCCGAAAUGUCAAUGACUGGGUGCCAACUGUCACCCUGCCGGAGUGAUGGUGACCCAGUGCACUGGGGAGGCUGAAACCUUUUGUUGCAUUCUCAAUGUGGCAUGGGUUCACUGAAGUGUGCAACAAGCUGCUGAUUCCAUGGAUUUGCCUGGUCAAGAGACUGGAUUAAAGUCACUCAGACUGGCAUGCAGUGGGCUCUUACAGACGAGAAAGAAGAACAGCUCGCCUCACCAGUGAGCCUCAGUUAGGCUGCAGCCAUGGAGAGGCUGACAUACCAUGGAACCGAAAGAAGUCUUGCAAGUUUCCUGGUCGAGUGGAACUGUUUCAGGAGGCAGAGAGAAAGUUGGGGGAAGCAGGCCAAAACUUUCCAGAGGACUAGACAGAGUAUUCUAACUAGGAACUGUUGGUGCUCUCUACAUAAUGCAGAGAGAAGAAAGUAUCAAUGUUUGAUGGACUACUAGGGACUGGUUACUGAGAAAAAUAGAGGCUCCAAAAUGGGCAGACUUCAGCAGGCCUCUUGGGUCACUCUGCAGAACUGGUUUUGUAAUGCAAUAAUUUUUAUUGAAAUAUUUGCUGCUCUGGAAGCUUUCAUAAUAAAUUUUUGACAAUUAA
This is a messenger RNA of Opisthocomus hoazin, 916 nucleotides long. NCBI's taxonomy places the organism in Eukaryota, Metazoa, Chordata, Aves, Opisthocomiformes, Opisthocomidae. The record is from RefSeq and is a predicted model, not a curated record.